This is a messenger RNA of Vigna umbellata (rice bean), 384 nucleotides long. NCBI's taxonomy places the organism in Eukaryota, Viridiplantae, Streptophyta, Magnoliopsida, Fabales, Fabaceae. The record is from RefSeq and is a predicted model, not a curated record.
AUGCUGAAAGGAUAUGUGAAAUCAUCUGUUGGAGUAGAUUCCUUAAGGACGCAGUCAUGGGUUGUUGCCAGCACUGCCAUCCCAGCCGCUGUGAAAUCUGCUGGUCUUGAACUUGGCAACAUUGACCUAUAUGAAAUCAAUGAGGCCUUUGCAUCACAGUAUGUUUAUUGCUGCAAGAAAUUGGGACUUGAUCCCAAAAGGUCAAUGUUAUGGUGGUGCCAUUGCUCUUGGACAUCCUUUGGGGGCGCCACAGGUGCACGAUGUGUUGCAACUUUGUUGAAUGAGAUGAAACGCCGUGGCAGGGAUUGUCGCUAUGGUGUAAUCUCCAUGUGCAUAGGUUCUGGUAUGGGAGCUGCUGCUGUAUUUGAAAGGGGAGACUAUUGA